This is a messenger RNA of Poecile atricapillus (Black-capped chickadee), 2679 nucleotides long. RefSeq names its product Rho GTPase activating protein 22 (gene ARHGAP22). Gene Ontology annotation, molecular function: GTPase activator activity. Gene Ontology annotation, cellular component: focal adhesion. The record is from RefSeq and is a predicted model, not a curated record. Lineage: Eukaryota; Metazoa; Chordata; Aves; Passeriformes; Paridae. The transcript is spliced from 9 exons. Bases 13 to 2079 code for a protein of 688 amino acids. Gene Ontology annotation, biological process: activation of GTPase activity; signal transduction.
AGGAGUUUGGUGAUGGGUGAACAGAUUGGGCCUCCCUCCAGACCAUCUUCUCCAAAUCCUCAAGAACGUGUGCUGAAGUGUGGCUGGCUAAAGAAACAAAGGAGCAUAAUGAAGAAUUGGCAGCAGCGGUGGUUUGUGUUGCGUGGGGAUCAGCUCUUCUAUUAUAAGGAUGAAGAGGAAACUAAACCUCAGGGUUUGAUACUUCUGCAAGGCAGUCAGGUGAACGAGCUGCCACCUAAUCCGGAUGAACCAGGGAAACAUCUCUUUGAAAUUACCCCAGGUGGUGCAGGGGACCGGGAAAAGAUGCCUGUCAAUCAUGAGGCUUUCCUGCUCAUGGCUAAUUCCCAGAAUGAAAUGGAAGAUUGGGUGAAAGCCAUCCGACGGGUUAUAUGGGCUCCAUUUGGUGGAGGGAUCUUUGGACAGCGCUUGGAGGACACCGUACAGUACGAGCGGAAAUAUGGCCAGCGCUUGGCCCCACUGCUGGUGGAACAGUGUGUGGAUUUUAUUCGGGAGCGAGGUCUUACAGAGGAGGGGCUCUUUCGGAUGCCGGGACAAGCCAACCUUGUCAAAGAUCUGCAGGAUUCUUUUGAUUGUGGAGAGAAACCCCUUUUUGACAGCAACACAGAUGUUCACACUGUGGCGUCCCUCCUGAAGCUUUACCUUCGAGAGCUGCCAGAGCCUGUCAUCCCCUUUGCCAAAUAUGAAGACUUUCUUUCUUGUGGACAGCUACUCUCAAAAGAUGAGGGAGAGGGUACCCAGGAACUGGUUAAGCAGGUGAAGAAUUUGCCCCAAGCUAACUACAACCUCCUCAAAUACAUAUGCAAGUUUCUUGAUGAAGUUCAGGCUCACUCCAGCAUUAACAAGAUGAGUGUCCAGAACCUGGCUACAGUAUUUGGACCAAACAUACUGCGGCCCAAAAUGGAGGAUCCGGUGACCAUGAUGGAAGGCACCUCGCUGGUUCAGCACCUGAUGACAGUGCUGAUAAGCGAACAGGGGCGGAUCUUUGCUGUUCCUCAGGGGGAUGUGCCUGGGAGCCAGCUGGAAAUCAGACCCGUGCGGCAGCGCAGCACUGUCGAGUGGAUCUCCGAGGAGGACGGGGAGGACAGCAGGUCACAGAACAGCGCUGCCAGCCCCGCUGAUUUGCCAUCUGGCAAUGCUGUGGCUCUAGAGGCCACUCCAGGACCUGCAGUGAAAAUCACUCCUCCAGAGCACAGUGGCAAAUCGACUCAGCCUGCCACAAGCCCCAGUAAAAGAGUGCAGACACUGCCUCCAUGGAAAUAUUCCUUCCGCCAGCAGGGAGCACGCUCUGUGAGUCCAAAGCUGGGCAGCUCAUCCUUAGAUAUCCCCAACCUCUCCUCCAGUGGGAACUGGUUGAUGAACGGCCUGUACUCUCUCCGAGGCCACCGCCGGACAGCUUCUGGGGAACGAGUGAAAGACUCGUGUUCCUCCCAGAGACUCUCUACUUAUGACAAUGUCCCUUCAUCCAGCCUGUCCCUCAGCACACACAGCAUGGCCAGCACCACCUGGUCUACAUCAUCCUGUGAGAUCUCCGUGAUGGACUCGGUGAGCAGCUGCCCAGCCUGCCGGGCCAGUGACUCUUCUGCUUUAAGCUCCCUAAAAACCGAGUGGGUAACUCAGGGCUCGCUGUCUCAGAGCGAGGUAAAGACAGCAGAUCUGGAGAACAGCACGGACAGGUUUGAAGCCUGCAGCAGCAGCAGCAGUGAACAGAGUGACCCGGCUGCAGCUUCUCGAGACUCUGUCCAAUGCUCCAGGGCCUUACAGAGCUUGGUGGUGGAGCUAAAGACAGAACUGAGCAAACAGAGGACUGAGUAUGAGACUAGUAUCAAAAGAAUUGAAGAAACAAGUGCAGACCUGAGGAACCAAGUGGUUAGGUUAGAAGAAGAACUGGACCAAGAACGAAAGAAAUACACAAUGCUGGAGAUAAAGCUGAGGAAUUCUGAACGCGCUCGGGAAGAUGCCGAGAAGAGAAAUUACCUCCUGCAGAAGGAAAUGGAAGAAUUUUUUUCAACAUUAGGAUGUUUAACUGUUGGGAGUCAAAGUGCUAAAGUCCCCAAGUAGAACAAGUAUAGAAAAUCCUGUUCCUGACAAAAUGAGUGAAAAUGCGUAUUUUGUUCUGGUAUACUCAUGUAUCAUGAGUAAUGCUAUAGUGAUUGUGCUCUCAGUGACACUUGCCCUGUUGUCUUUACAUGUGCUAUAGUAUUUGGGCCAGUUGGGAAAGACUGUGGACUAUAAAGCUUGAAAAUUUAGUGUCAGAUUGCCGAGAAAGAGUGGGUCCCCUCUGUAUCCACAGAACUUAAGAUACUCUUCUCCAGAGUGCCCCGCUGCCAUCUUUGGACUCAACUGCACCAUCCUUUUGCUGGCUCAAGAACAGUGGAAGGUCCUGCAGGGUGGGUGCAUGGCCAGAACCAAUAGACAAGCUGAGCCUGGAGCUGAGGGAUUCCCACACUUGUGCUUGGGAAGGCGGCAGUUCCAGUCUGUCACCACAGCUGGGAGGUUUGCCAGACAGAUUUAAUGAGGUGGUUUUUGCCCCACUCCCUCCAUAAAGUUUGUUCAAAUUUCUCAGUCAGAGUGGUAUUAUUUUAUGAAGAUAUUAUGAAAACAAGGUCUGCAAACACACUGAGGAUAUCAAGAUCUUGAAAAUUUCACUAAAAUUGUCCC